This is a messenger RNA of Kogia breviceps (pygmy sperm whale), 1495 nucleotides long. It is a transcript of the gene IMP3, whose product is annotated as IMP U3 small nucleolar ribonucleoprotein 3. The record is from RefSeq and is a predicted model, not a curated record. Gene Ontology annotation, biological process: rRNA processing; ribosomal small subunit biogenesis. NCBI's taxonomy places the organism in Eukaryota, Metazoa, Chordata, Mammalia, Artiodactyla, Physeteridae. Gene Ontology annotation, cellular component: Mpp10 complex; small ribosomal subunit; small-subunit processome. Gene Ontology annotation, molecular function: snoRNA binding; rRNA binding; structural constituent of ribosome.
UAAAUUCAACCAAACUAGCGCGACAGUCUCCCCCGUUUCACGGAACUGGCCUCUUAGGCUAGUUUCAGAGAGGCCCUGAAUGGCAGAAAUCUAAAUGAGAGGAAAUAAUUACGGCACUAGGUGAUUAAUUCUAGGCAACUUAAAACCGCGCGGACUCGUCUUUGGGGCCUCCCCUCUCGUCCCCGGUGUCUCCCAGCGCUUUUUCCCCGCCUCCCUCAGAGAACGCGAAGAAGAGAAGAAUCGCGAGAUACGGACGCGGGGCGUGGCCCCACCCUGACCAGUGGAAACAGAGGGCGUGGCACUGAGCCUUUCUUUUAUUGGCCCAGGGUCCCCAGGACCGGUCUAGCAGUGCUGAGGCGGAAGUCGCGCGGGCGCCGGAACGCACGCUGAGCCUCGGGUCCUGCAGCUUCCAAGCCGCCGUCAUGGUGCGGAAGCUUAAGUUCCACGAGCAGAAGCUGCUGAAGCAAGUGGACUUCCUGAACUGGGAGGUCACCGAUCACAACUUGCACGAGCUGCGCGUGUUGCGGCGUUAUCGGCUGCAACGGCGCGAGGACUACACGCGCUACAACCAGCUGAGCCGUGCUGUGCGCGAGCUGGCGCGGCGCCUGCGGGACCUGCCAGAGCGCGACCCGUUUCGCGUGCGCUCCUCGGCCGCACUGUUGGACAAACUGUAUGCUCUCGGCCUAAUCCCCACGCGCGGGUCUCUGGAGCUCUGCGAUUUCGUCACGGCCUCGUCCUUCUGCCGCCGCCGCCUGCCCACCGUGCUACUUAAGCUGCGCAUGGCGCAGCACCUCCAGGCCGCCGUGGCAUUCGUGGAGCAGGGUCACGUGCGCGUGGGCCCCGACGUGGUCACCGACCCCGCCUUCCUUGUCACGCGCAGCAUGGAGGACUUCGUCACCUGGGUUGACUCGUCCAAGAUCAAGCGGCACGUGCUGGAGUACAAUGAGGAGCGUGAUGACUUCGAUCUGGAAGCCUAGCGGGUCUUCCCUCGCCAGGACUGCAUUUUAUUGAUGGGGAAGCUGAGACCUGAUGCCUGAGAUUCUAUGAAGGCGUCCUCCCCCAAGAGUGUGUCAGCCAAGAACUUGGCUCCUCAGCUACAGGCCCUCACAGAGCCAAAGGGUACGCCCUUUUUCCACAAAAUUUUCUUAGCCUUUGGACAAUUGGUAAUUAAAUGACUGCCUUAAGACACAAUGGGAAGCGGUUUUGCGCUGCCCUGGGGAAUUGUUACAUUCUUGUACCUGAAACAUUGUAGUGUGAAAUGACUUUUUUGGGGGGGCCUACCCCCGCCCUCAGCUUUCCUUUCAUUUCUUUGUAGCAGGACAGUGUAGUUUAAUUUAUAUUUAACUCGAAUUCUUGCGUUUGUUCGUGAUUAAGCUGUGUACAGAUGUUGGAGAGUUUGGUCUCAAGUUUUCAAAAAAUGGAUGAGAUUUUAGUGUUCAGAGUCCUUUCUCUUGUUUAAAAGAAUGCUCUCCUAAUGCCAAUAAAUUGCCUAACU